AGUCCAUGUUGAUUGACAGCCUUCUCAUGCACCGCUUCGUGCCUUCGACCGCGCGAGCAUACCUCCAGAACGCAAAACAAGCGAGACGCGCAUUUACGCCUUACCCAUCAAGUUCGGCCACGUUUAGAACGGCGGCGAUAAAUAUGGCUUCCUCAAAGCUCGAAGACGCCGCAAAGCGUGCCUCGGACAUCACUAUCGACCCUGAAGAUCCCACGAAAGACAGCAAUGCCCAGCCACUACCUCUCCCGCCUCCACCAACAGAAGACGAAGCACGAAAGCUGGAUAUAUCAAGCGGCGAAGCGAGCGUGAAAAUGGAUCAUCUUGGUCCGCUGGUAGUCAAUAAGGAUGGCACAUUGUCAAGGAUAGGCAAUUGGGAGCAGAUGACGGAGCUUGAAAAGAAGAAUACGUUGAGGAUAUUGGGCAAGCGGAAUCAGCUACGGACUGAGGCAUUAAAGGCUGGAGAGGGCGAGCAAGGGGCGGAAGGGAGCUGAGAACCUACCCUUACACUGGACUGUCGCGAAUGACAUCAUGUAUCAACAGCAUGUUGCCCUCCGCAGGUGACAAUGCAAGAAACAAUUCUU
This is a messenger RNA of Pseudocercospora fijiensis CIRAD86, 581 nucleotides long. RefSeq lists its product as uncharacterized. Lineage: Eukaryota; Fungi; Ascomycota; Dothideomycetes; Mycosphaerellales; Mycosphaerellaceae. Bases 6 to 491 code for a protein of 161 amino acids. The transcript has a single exon. The record is from RefSeq and is a predicted model, not a curated record.